AUGUCUAUCACUAAUUCGACAUGGGAGGUGAGCGGUCUUGGUUUUAGCGGACAGGGCCUCUUGAGACCACUGGAGCCGCCCUCGACAUCUUGGUUCAUGAAUGAGCACGCCAAAGACCUAGAAGUCGAAGAGGGCUCGCCACAGCGCUACCGAGAGCUGUCGCUCGACACGGCGCCCGCGGGGAAUGAUACAGAGAUUCUUGCACUG
Iphiclides podalirius (scarce swallowtail) is the source of this 207-nucleotide messenger RNA. NCBI's taxonomy places the organism in Eukaryota, Metazoa, Arthropoda, Insecta, Lepidoptera, Papilionidae. The record is from the annotation of a GenBank genome assembly.